Molecule: messenger RNA, 1298 nt
Organism: Aegilops tauschii subsp. strangulata
Lineage: Eukaryota; Viridiplantae; Streptophyta; Magnoliopsida; Poales; Poaceae
Source: RefSeq, a predicted model, not a curated record
CGAGGUCCCGUACAAUAUGGGUGGAUGUAGCCAGUUGAAAGGAGGUUGUAUACUUUAAAGCGGUAUGUGAGGAAUAGGGCAAGACCAGAAGGUUCAAUUGCUGAGGCAUAUAUUGCCGAUGAAUGCCUGGCAUUUUGCUCCAAGUACAUGGAUGAUUUCGAAACCAUAUCUUAUCAGAAACCAAGAAAUGUAGGUUAUUUAGAUGAAGAAGCCUAUGGUGUUGACGUUUUUGGACAUGGACUAAAUUUUACUUCAGGAUAUGAAUAUCAAUAUGUAUAUGACAAAAAAGAAUUUGAUCAAAUGAUGUGGUAUGUGUUGAACAAUUGUGGUCAAGCUCAGAAAUGUAUCGAAAUGUUCAGAGAUGAGUUAAAAAGAAAACGGGUGCCAAACAUUGAUAAAGAGCUUCAGAAAGAAUUCCAGACAUGGUUCAAGAACUAUAUCAUGAGGUUGCGGGAUGAACGCAGCGAAGAAAUAGAUGAAGAUCUCUUUUCCUUGGCAUGUGAACCUGGUCGGAGAGUCAGAAAAUACUCAUCAUGCAUAGUGAAUGGAAUUAGAUAUAGCACUGUUGACCGUGAUAGCAACAAGAGAACACAGAACAGUGGAGUCAUGGCCGAAGGUGAACAUGGCAGUAAGGUCAUAGAUUUUUAUGGAACCUUGAAAGAGAUCAUCCAGUUGGACUAUAACUCCAACGAUAACUUGGACGGCAGGUCAGUUAUUUUGUUUAAAUGUGACUGGUUUAAACUUGAUGGAAAGAAGAAGGAGCUAAAAAAUGACCGGUUUUUCAAAAGCGUCAAUGUUGAAAGUUUAUGGUACAAGGAUGAUUCUCUUAUUCUGGCUACUCAGGCAAGAAAGAUCUUUUAUUUGCCAGACACAAAGUAUAGGAAAAAUUGGCAAGUUGUGCAAACAUUUGACUAUAGGCAUCUCUUUAAUAUUAGUGAAACUGAGGGUGCACCUUUUACUGGUCCUGCAUAUCAAGAGGAGGAGUGUUGUGAUGAGGAGGGUACGAGAACGUCGGUUUCUGAACAUACAUCUGAGAAGCCUUUGCAUAGAGACAAUGAGCAAGGCAUUAUUUUUGAAGCUGAUGUAAUUGCAUGCUUGAUGAAAGAAAAGAACACAGAAGUGUAUGAAGGUGGCAAUGAAGAUGAAGAUGAUACAGGUAUGGAGUAUUGCAGCGAAGACGAAGGAGGCGGCAUGAUGGAUGUUGACAGCGAUGAUGAGUAGAUGAUUUACAUUGAUUUUGUGUCAGAUUUUGUGCACUUCCGUUUUUAUCGAAAGAUGUUGUGUCACUUUUGUUUUAC